This is a messenger RNA of Macrosiphum euphorbiae (potato aphid), 924 nucleotides long. The record is from the annotation of a GenBank genome assembly. Lineage: Eukaryota; Metazoa; Arthropoda; Insecta; Hemiptera; Aphididae.
AUGUUAAACGAAUCUGAGUUAAUAACACAUUUCGAUAGUAUAUAUGGUUUUGCCGAAGUAUUAGCUUUGAAAAGUGUGCGUGAAAUUCAAAUACCAGUAUGUAGUUCUCUCACUCAACUAACCUCAACAGAUUGCCUCAAAUUGAUGAAAUAUGAAUUGGAUAAAUGGUCUAAUCCUAACGAAUCGUCUAUGGAAAGAAUACUUCUAUUUUAUUUAGUAACAGAUUACAUCAGCUGUGGAUUAUCUUCUCCAGAGUUUCAUACUGUAUUUUAUAAAAACCUUUACACAGAAGCAUCAAAGAUAAAACUUUUGAAUGAUUUAGUAAAAAUUUGGGAUGGUUUAUUCAAAAAUUAUAAAAUUCCAAAUAUUGAUUUUGUCAAAAAUUUGAUGGUCAGUUUGGAGCGCCUUUUUAUUAAAAUGACAAUUUUAGUUCCUGAUGAUCUUAUCAAGUUUAAAAGCAGCAAAGUUAUAGCUAAAAUUAAUUAUUACAUUAAAGAGUAUGAGCAAAAUAUUUCAGAUGGUCAUACAUUAGGUAAUAAUUGUAUGCAACAACCACUUACGUGUAACAAGAAUAGAGUUUUAGGCAUUGAAAACAUAGUUCCAAAAUCAGAAGUGAAUUAUUGCAUCCAAAAUCUUGUCCAACAAAAUAAACAAAAAGGAGAUGCCAUGGAUAAAAGUAAAAAAUGUAUGACUUUAAAUAGUCCAUCACAAAAAAUGAAUACGGAACUUCAAAAGCCUAAUUCUGAAACUGAAGUUGAUCACCAUCUACCAAAGAAACCAAAAUUAAUGUCAAGUGAUGUGCUAAAUAGGAGUACCACGUCAGAUGCUGACUGCAGUGUAAUAGUGCCUCAUGAACAAAGGAAGCUCAAUGCAUUUCAAGUAAUGAUGCUCAAUGCUAAAAAACAAAAAUCAAAAUUGAAAUAA